AUGGCAGUCACAUCCGACCAGGUGAUUGUUGACUCCGGCGCCACCACCGCUCUCCUCAAAAUCGGAAUUAACCACCAAGCCAAGCCUGCAAACCAGCCUUACGCUGGCAUCCCUGGCAAAAAGCGGAGCGUCGUGCCGAGACAAGAGGUGAAAAACGGCGACGCUGACAUAUGGGAGUCGUUCGACGAUCCGGUUCUCAAAUGCGAAGGCGUUGAGAAUGACCAGCGCUGGGUCGAGCGCAACUAA
Molecule: messenger RNA, 246 nt
Organism: Colletotrichum chrysophilum
Lineage: Eukaryota; Fungi; Ascomycota; Sordariomycetes; Glomerellales; Glomerellaceae
Exons: 1
Coding region: 1-246 (81 amino acids)
Source: RefSeq, a predicted model, not a curated record